Messenger RNA from Alternaria conjuncta, 204 nucleotides. RefSeq lists its product as uncharacterized. NCBI's taxonomy places the organism in Eukaryota, Fungi, Ascomycota, Dothideomycetes, Pleosporales, Pleosporaceae. The transcript has 4 exons. Bases 1 to 204 code for a protein of 67 amino acids. The record is from RefSeq and is a predicted model, not a curated record.
AUGGAGCCCUCGAGCUCGCGCGAGCCACCAUGGGCAGAGCAUGAAAAGGUAUAUUUACUUGCUGAAGUACUAAAAGCGGCCCCCAUACCAUCUCACGUUCUCUUUCAAUUUAUACGCGACGCCAACAUCCAACCACGAUGGAACGACAUGGCUUUACCUCCUGGCCGAUCGAUUACCGACGCCCUCAGCUACCUGCCCCAAUGA